Messenger RNA from Sitodiplosis mosellana (orange wheat blossom midge), 1388 nucleotides. Its product is annotated as sulfotransferase 1C2-like. Gene Ontology annotation, biological process: sulfation. NCBI's taxonomy places the organism in Eukaryota, Metazoa, Arthropoda, Insecta, Diptera, Cecidomyiidae. Gene Ontology annotation, cellular component: cytoplasm. The record is from RefSeq and is a predicted model, not a curated record. Gene Ontology annotation, molecular function: sulfotransferase activity. Bases 224 to 1198 code for a protein of 324 amino acids. The transcript is spliced from 3 exons.
UAGGAAGAUUGGAGUUUAACGAGUUCAAUCUUAUCUUCAAUUUCCAUUCAAUGAAGAAAACAGAGGAACGGCUGAUAAUUUGUAAAAUAUUGGCGGUGUUAGGUUUUGUCUAAAAAUUGUUUGCUUUGUGGUAAAUAAGCUUUGUUUUGCUAUUUAAACUGAGACAAUUCGGUGAAACGUUACAGUUGUAUAUCAGCCAUUGUAUAACUUUUUAAAAUCUACAAUGUCAAUCAUAUUCACAGAGGUAGAAAAUCCAAAUAAUUGUAAGGCCAGACCAUUUCAUGGUACUGCCGGAAUAGUGCGUGCAACUAUCGAUCCGGCAACGUAUGAUCAAUUACCUUUUCCAAAGGAUUACAAAUACUUCUCUUGUUUACAACCACGAACAUAUGUCGAUUGGGCUGAACGUAUUCAAAAUUUCAAGGUUCGAUCAGACGACAUUUGGGUGCUAGGUUUUCCAAAAACUGGCUCUACUUGGAUCCAAAAUAUUGUAUAUCCAUUGAAAAACAAUCUGGACUCGACCAUCUUCUCGCCACUCAAUAAUUUUCUUGAGAUACAUUCGAUACUCGAUAAUAUCGACGGUGACGAGGAAUUUGCAAAAUUUAUUGAGAGACGUGAAAAACUUUUUGAAGAGUUGGAUACACUUCCGUCUCCACGGUUGAUGAAAUCACAUUUACCGGCUUAUUUACUGCCCAAGGAAAUAUGGACUGUUCGACCGAAACUUAUUCACAUGAGUCGUGAUGUCAAGGAUGUUGCCGUCUCCCAUUAUCAUAUGUGUCGUAAUAGUAUUUUUCUUCCUUACAAAGGCAGUGCACACGAAUUCUUCCAUAGUUUCUACAACGAUUAUUUUGUAUGGGGGCCAUACCAUCAGCAUGUUCAAAGCUUUCGUCAACUCCAUCACUUGGAUCAUCUUCUUCUGAUGACGUAUGAAGAAUUGUCAGCAAAUACAUUGGCCUCUGUUAAACGAUUGAGCGAAUUUUUAGGAUGCAAAUAUAGUGACGAAGAUUUGCAUCAACUGAUUGAACAGGCUUCAUUCGAAAAGAUGCAAAGAAAACUCACAACGAUACCGGGAUUUAAUCCGGACUUCAAGUUUUGUCGUAAAGGCAAAGUCGGUGGCUAUCGGGAUGAAAUGUCUGAAGAAGAUGUAAAAAACUUCGACGAAUGGACGGAGAGGAACAAGAAAGAACUAGCAAUUGAGUGAAAAUAUUGCAAUAUGGUUCAAAAUGAGAUAUUUCCCAUUGAACACUGAUUAAUAUUGCGAAGAAUUGUUUGUCAUUUGUAGAAGAUAGAGUACACUUGGAUUUUGUUGAUAAAGUAAGAAAAAUUGUUGAAUACAAAUAUGUAUUUAUUUUUGAUUUUAAUUUGGUGAUGAUUAUUUGAGUCAUGUUUCA